Messenger RNA from Folsomia candida, 1510 nucleotides. RefSeq lists its product as uncharacterized. The transcript has 4 exons. Bases 255 to 986 code for a protein of 243 amino acids. Gene Ontology annotation, molecular function: protein binding; RNA binding. The record is from RefSeq and is a predicted model, not a curated record. Lineage: Eukaryota; Metazoa; Arthropoda; Collembola; Entomobryomorpha; Isotomidae.
AGAAACCUGGUGAUAACUAUCACCGCGCGGUGGUCAUAUGUGACUCUACCGGAAUGGUGACAGCUGCAACCACCGAACGGUGACAACUGCACCACCGCACGGUGAUUGAUCAUCACUAAGCUGGUGAUGGGCAUCCACCCUCCGGUGGUCUUCUGCCACCUGCCGGUAGAGUCACAUAUGACCACCGCGCUGGUGAUAAAAUUUCUUAGAGUGUGGUGUAAAGACAUGAUUGGGGGUUCGGGGCAUUCUUAAAUAUGAAAAAUAUGAUUGCCUCACAUUUACAUAACACUAAUAACUUACCCUUACGAAUUUAUUUAAUAGAAUAUUCCUGCCUUGACUGCUCAAAUAGUGGAAGAAUUGACUUCAUGGUGCAACGAUUCAAUGAACUUCCAUUUCUCGAAAAGGAGGACAGGAUUGCGGUCGCGGCGAAGGUCGUGUUCCAAAAAGCUAUCGAGGAUAUCCACUCUUCCUUAAAAUUUGUUACGUUUAUUCAUUUAGUUUGUGCGAAACAAGGCAGCAAGUUCAAGGAGCUGAUUACAGACUUAUUUUUCGAAUACCUUCAAUAUCAAAGGGUCGUGGGGGACGAUGUCAGACGUAGUAAAAUCGGUGGCGUCCAGUUGCUUGGAGAAUUGUUCGUCUUGCAACCUUCGAUCUCCUACCAGGGAGUUGUGGAGUGCGUGGAGAUGAUGAUGUCCUCCAGAGUUGACGACAAUCUUCAAGAUUUAUGCCAGCUUUUGACCAUCGUCGGGAAGAAAUUGGAGGAGGAGACAAAUUUUAUAUCAGAAAGAGUGAAAUCCAUUAAAUCUGGUGCCAAUUUCCCCAUGCCGACAUACGUCCCAAAUCCUGACUGGAUGGAAACACAAUUUCAAGCUUUAGGAAAAUAUGCGGAAGACACAAAUUUGUCCGGCGAGACGCGUAAAAAAUUGGAGGAUUUGAUUCGUCUGAAAGAAACCGGUUGGAUAAAUGUUGAAGGUGGAAUUUGUUAAAAUGCGUUCAAUCCGCCACCAAUUUUAGGAAAUAUUCCCAAGAUGCGGUUCCAUCCAAUACAUGGACGCCACCGUUUAAAUCGUCGCCAAAGUCUGUCACGACGAGCUUUUCUCUUGGACCAACUUCGAGACAAAUGAAUAUGUAAUAAUAUGAAAAUUAUAUUUUUCCAAUUAACAAAUUUAAAGAGAAAUCAGAAUUAUAUAUAAUGUCAUGUCAGGUCGCUGAUAUUUAAUUAAAUGCAUAGUAUCAAAUUCACCAAACUUUUAUUGAUAAAAAAUAAUGUCACUAAUUUUGUAUAUAUUCAUAAAAGUGUUCCACAGGCUUAGCGAAAUUUGGUAAAUUAAUUUCAUGAUUACAUAUUAAUCCAUACCUGAGGCAUCCAUAUUGUUAGACCUACGAUUUUUAAAUUUUAAAAUGCUGCUCAUCGGGCUUAUAACUAGUGAUUAAAUAAAUUGCCGUCCACAUAUGUAUUUAGUACGUACCACUUGAGCCUAAGAAUAUGUCAGAUUUCCGAGAAAAUGAG